Messenger RNA from Ailuropoda melanoleuca (giant panda), 2947 nucleotides. RefSeq names its product neuropeptide Y receptor Y5 (gene NPY5R). The record is from RefSeq and is a predicted model, not a curated record. The transcript has 2 exons. Bases 877 to 2217 code for a protein of 446 amino acids. Lineage: Eukaryota; Metazoa; Chordata; Mammalia; Carnivora; Ursidae. Gene Ontology annotation, molecular function: peptide YY receptor activity; pancreatic polypeptide receptor activity; neuropeptide binding. Gene Ontology annotation, cellular component: plasma membrane; neuron projection. Gene Ontology annotation, biological process: chemical synaptic transmission; G protein-coupled receptor signaling pathway.
UUAAAAACAUUGUCAGACUGCUGGUCAGUGGCUAUCUUGAUUCAUGAUAAUCUGGCACAUCUCAAAGGACUAAGAAUUGAUUAUGGAAUGAUUUUGCCAUCUAGUAUUGUGCACACAUAGUCAACAGUACAGCUUGAUAAACACAUAGUAAGUGCCUACUAUAUAGACCUAAGUCCUGGGAUAGUGUUUCUAUGCUUGAGAAGCUUACAUUUGAACAUGCAUGAGCUAGAUAAUAUUUAGGAUACUAGACAUUUGUUUGAAUUUUUCAUUUUUCCAUAAGUAUUUAUUUAGCACCUACAGUGGUGAAGCUACUGGGCCAUGUAUUGUGGUAGAUACCAUGAAGAAUAAAGGACAGUUUUCUUCUUUUCCAUUGUUUACAAAUAGAUGAGGUAGGCUGCUAUGUAUUUUAAUUAUAUUGCAAAGCAAAUUGCGACAUACAGCAUCACACAGCUAUAAACAGAGCAGUAUGGGGGCUCCAAAGAGGACUUCGUAUCCAAUUGAGUGUCUAGACCAAGGAAUACUUCACGAUAGGUGACUUUUAAGUUUGACCUUGAUUGAAGUUGGAAAAGAACGAAUGUUUAAGAUAGGAUUAUGUGACCACACCAUGAAUAAGUACACUGACUAGAUUAAUAGUAAUGCGCUAUUGUAAAUUAGAUAUCUUAAAGUUCUUAUAUACAUUUGCCUUUUCCUUCCCUUUCAUUAUGUCUAUGUAAAUCUAAAAAACAAAGUCUGCUGUUUUAACACAAGUUAACACACCAUAGAAAUGAUGACAGACUUAGACUUACUGUAAUUGUUAUUGGCUGGUAUUUGCUUUGCGCUUGGAACCAAUUAAAGACCUUGUGGAACUUUGUUGAGGAGAUUAAUAAGGGCUUUAAUAUGGAUUUAGAACUCCAGGAUUUUUACAACAAGACCUUUGCCACUGAGAACAAUACUGCUGCCACUCGAAAUUCUGAUUUUCCGGUCUGGGAUGACUAUAAAAGCAGUGUGGAUGACUUGCAGUAUUUUCUGAUUGGACUUUACACAUUUGUAAGUCUUCUUGGUUUUAUGGGCAAUCUGCUUAUUUUAAUGGCUCUCAUGAGAAAGCGUAAUCAGAAGACGACAGUCAACUUCCUUAUAGGAAAUUUGGCCUUCUCUGAUAUUUUGGUUGUGCUCUUUUGCUCCCCUUUCACACUGACCUCUGUCUUACUGGAUCAGUGGAUGUUUGGCAAAGUCAUGUGUCAUAUUAUGCCUUUUCUUCAAUGUGUGUCUGUUCUGGUUUCAACUUUAAUUCUAAUAUCAAUUGCCAUUGUCAGGUAUCAUAUGAUAAAACAUCCUAUAUCUAAUAAUUUAACAGCAAACCAUGGCUACUUCCUGAUUGCUACCGUGUGGACACUAGGUUUUGCAAUUUGCUCUCCCCUUCCAGUGUUUCACAGUCUGGUGGAACUUCAGGAAACCUUUGGCUCAGCAUUGCUGAGCAGCAGGUAUUUAUGUGUGGAGUCGUGGCCAUCUGAUUCAUACAGAAUUGCUUUUACUAUCUCUUUAUUGCUAGUUCAGUAUAUUCUGCCCUUGGUGUGUCUCACUGUAAGUCAUACCAGUGUCUGCAGGAGUAUAAGCUGUGGGUUGUCCAACAAAGAAAAUAAACUAGAAGAAAACGAGAUGAUCAACUUAACUCUUCAUCCAUUCAAAAAGAGUGGGCCUCAGGUGAAACUUUCCAGCAGCCAUAAGUGGAGCUAUUCAUUCAUCAGAAAACACAGAAGAAGAUACAGCAAGAAGACAGCAUGUGUGUUACCUGCUCCAGCAAGACCUCCUCAAGAGAACCAUUCAAGAAUGCUUCCAGAAAACUUUGGUUUUGUAAAAAGUCAACCCUCUUCAUCCAGUAAGUUCAUACCAAGGGUCCCCACCUGCUUUGAGAUGAAACCUGAAGAAAACUCAGAUGUUCAUGAAAUGAGAGUAAACCGUUCUAUCAUGAGAAUCAAAAAGAGAUCUCGAAGCGUUUUCUAUAGACUGACCAUACUGAUAUUAGUGUUUGCUGUUAGCUGGAUGCCACUACACCUUUUCCAUGUGGUAACUGAUUUUAAUGAUAACCUUAUUUCAAACAGGCAUUUCAAGUUGGUGUAUUGCAUUUGUCAUUUGUUAGGCAUGAUGUCCUGUUGCCUUAAUCCUAUUCUGUAUGGUUUUCUUAAUAAUGGGAUCAAAGCUGAUUUAAUUUCCCUUAUACAGUGUCUUCAUAUGUCAUAAUUCUGAAUGUUUACCAAGGAAAGAACAAAUGUUGGGAUCAUCUAAAACACAGUCAUAAUAACUCUGUAUGUAUAAUAAACAAAUUUUAGUAACAUAAAAUUUAAUUUAUGUAUCAGAGUUCUGGAUUUGAAUGUCAGUUCAUAAUAUGUGGGAGAUAACUUCCAUGUGUAAUUAUAUAUAAUAUGAUGAAUUCAUUUAGUUGUAUAAAGACUGUGUCAAUGCAAUCUAUAAUUUCACUUGAAGAAGUAUAUUAAGUUUCACUUCAUCUUGUCUCGUAAACAAAUGAAUUGUAAUUUUUGUUUAAAAUAAAAGUUGUAUCUAACCAGCUAGGUAUUUUUUUGUUCAAAGUUAUAAUAAACAAAAUAUUUUUCCUGAGGAUCAUUUCAUUUCAAAUAUUAGGAAUAUAUAUUACCUACUUAUCUUCAUUUCUACUUCACAGGCUUCUUAAUAGUUAGCUUGUGAAAAUACAGAAAACAUUCAGUAUGCUUAGCAAAUCAUAACAAAUGACAGAUGUACGCCCAAGUCAUGAUUAUAAUUGUAAGCAUUGGAUACAGUUUUGGCAGGAAAACGCUAAUUUCCUGUUAUUGAUAAUUGGUGAAAUUGUUCAUUUGCCCCCACUGUAUAGUAACACACAAUUAAUUUACCAAAUAAAAGUAGGUUUUAAAUCUUUUCUAGUCUUAUACCACAGUAACACUAUGAAAGAAAAAUUGUUUUCAUAUGCAUCUUUUAU